UUUUGUUGUCUAUUUAUAUAACUGACGGUAAAAGCAAUUAUAAUAAUGAUCGUUGUGCUGAUCGUGGGGAUCAUUGUAAUGAUAAUUACAAUCCAUGUUGUGGCGAGAACCUAGUGUGCAAAGAAAUAGGAUUAGUGAAAAACUAUAUAUGCAUGGAUAAAACUGUGUUAGGAAUGUCUUGCACUAAUGAUAAAGAUUGUAGUGCGGUACUGGAUUCAAUAUGUUCAAACAAUAAAAAAUGUAUUUGUAAGCCAAAUCAUGUACAGUUAAACCCAACAACUUGUGCACCAAUGUUAGGUGAAUUCUGUGAUAAUAAUAGAAUAUGUGGAGUCAAUCAUUCUAUAUGCAUUGAUAAUCUUUGCAAAUGUAAAAUCGAUUUUUUGCCUCGAUCCCAAGUUCAAUGCUUGCCGAGAAUACUGAAGUCACAAUGUGAAAAUGACGCAAUGUGUGAUGCCAUAAAAUUUGCGAAAUGUUCAAGAAAUAAAAUUUGUACCUGUUCAUCGAAUACUCUGCUGACCAGAGAAAAUCGAUGUGCACCUAUUUUAGAUGGUUCUUGUUGGAACGAUAGUGAUUGCAUGACUAAUAAUUCAGUCUGUAUCCAUAAUAAAUGUCAAUGUAAAACCGGAUUUGUACGACGAAAUGAAAACACCUGUAAUAAAGGUCAUUUAGGUAUGUUUUGUCGAUCUGAUAAGGAAUGCAAUGAUAUAAUAGAGCAUUCAAUAUGCUUGAUAAAUAAUAAAUGCUUCUGCGAUUUUGAUUAUAUCCCAAUAAAUGGUACUAUCUGUGCACCAAUCAUUAAUAAAAAUUGUUUUUAUGAUGAUCUAUGUGCUACAAAAAAUUCGGAUUGUAUUGAAAAUAAGUGUCAAUGUAAACCUGAAUACACAUUCAGCAUUGAUAAAUGCAUACCAAAAUAUUUAAAUGAAUCCUGCGAUGAUGAUCAAGAAUGUGAAAAAAUUGAUAAUUCGAAAUGUUCGGUAAAUAAAAAAUGUGUCUGUAAACAUAAUUAUAGUCGAUUAAAUGAAACAACAUGUUGGCCAAAACUAACCGGAGUAUGUUUGUCAGAUGAACAAUGUACAGUAACUAAUUCCGUUUGUGUUAAUAAACGCUGUCAAUGUAAAUCACAUUAUCUUGCUGUAUUAAAUGAAGAGUGUCUUGCAGUUAAUUUGGGACAGAAAUGUUUGAUAAAUAGUGAUUGUCGAAAAAUAUCGCAUGCAAUAUGUUCUGAUGACUACUACUGUGUUUGUCGAUUAAAUUAUACUCAGUUCAAUGAUACAACUUGUGCUGUAAAAAUGAAGGGGUAUUGUGAAAACGAUAAACAAUGUGUAUUCGAUCAUUCUUUUUGCAAUAAUACUAAAUGCCAAUGUAAAUCUGGUUUUAUAUUACGGAAUGACAAUGAAUGUAUAUCUCAUUACAUAGGAAAGUCAUGUGCGACUAACGAAGAUUGUAAUGAGAUUCAACACGCAAAAUGUUUGGACAAAAAAAAAUGUGUUUGUAGAGAAAACAAUGUUCAGUUGGACAUAAUUACAUGCGCGCCAUUAUUGGGUAAAUUCUGUUGGAAGAAUGAAACAUGUGCCACCGAUAAUUCUAUUUGUGUUGAUAGUGAAUGUCAAUGUAAAGUUAACUACUUAGAACGAUCCAACCAAUGCUUACCAAUUUUUUCUGAGAGUUACUGCGCUAAUGAUCAAAAUUGCAUAAAAAUAAAAAAAAAUUCGUUUUGUGGAAAAAACAGAGAAUGUAUUUGUAAACAAAAUUAUUUUUCAUUAAAUGAAACUGUUUGUGCACCACUACUUAAUCAAAGCUGUCAAAACAAUGAAAUUUGUGCUACGGACAAUGCUGAAUGCGUAAAAAAUAAGUGUGCCUGUAAAGCUAAUGUCACGUCACAAUCCAAUAAUCAAUGCUUACCUAGUCAGUAUAUGCUUAAUCGUAUACAUUUGGAUCUAUCUUGUAAAGAAGAUAUUGAUUGUCGUAAAAUAAAAAAUGCAAGAUGUUCAAUAAAUAAAAAAUGUGUUUGUAAAAGUAAUCACGUUAAAUUAAACAAAAAAGUUUGUGCUCCACUUUUAGAAGAAUUUUGUUCAACUAGUCGACAAUGUGCCAUAGGAAAUUCAGAGUGUAUUGACAAUAUCUGCAAAUGCAAAAUUCAUUUUGUCCCGGUUGAUAAUAGUCUAUGUAUAUUGGUAAUACCGAGUUUUGCUACAGUCAGAAUACGUCGUAUUGCUCUGUGA
Molecule: messenger RNA, 2222 nt
Organism: Microplitis demolitor
Lineage: Eukaryota; Metazoa; Arthropoda; Insecta; Hymenoptera; Braconidae
Product: prion-like-(Q/N-rich) domain-bearing protein 25
Exons: 11
Coding region: 153-2222 (689 amino acids)
Source: RefSeq, a predicted model, not a curated record